ACACAUUGCUUACAGUAACAGAGACAUAAAAAGAGGAGAGAUUAAGCAUACUAUGGGCCUGAUGUUUUACUUCAUAUAUUUUUUUCCCACUAAAUUAGUCAAUGCCUACUGGCAAUAGCAAACAGAAACAUGUUUGUCAGGGCAGGUAGCCAGAAAGCAAAUUGAGAUAUGCUUUUAAGGUAUUACUUAUGUGUUUGUGCAGGGCAAAGGUAGUGCAUUUGUUUCAGGUCAUUGGAAAGGCAGAUGUGUUUUGCCCUUACAAGAGUCCCAUUCUUCAAAGGCAACGAGAAGGAAAUUCACACUGGUAUGAUUCAUGACAAUAUGUGUGUGUGAUGGUGCCCUUCAAAGGGUUGGUACCCCAUCCAGGGUGUUCCCCGCCUUGUGCCCCGAGUGUCCCCUGGGAUAGGCUCCAGGCUCCCCGUGACCCUGUGUAGAAUAAGCGGUACAGAAAAUGGAUGGAUGGAUGAUGCCAUGGCAUUAUCACGUCUCGACAUCAGCGAGUGAUCAACACUUAACCCACAUUUAACACUCAAACAUCAUUUGGAGGGUCUGUGUGGCUACCACCACUGGGUGAGAUUUGAACCCUGAGGCCAGCCUAGCUUGGCAGUACAUGAUGAAGAAGAAGAAGCAUCAGAAGCUGUUUUUAGUGGGUGUAGUAGCCUGGGCGCUGCUCUCCUUUAUUUUCUUCUUUCAGAGCACAGAUUCCAACUUGAUCUUCUUCCGUGCUUCUGUAGUCUCAACUUCCGCCCUGGGCAACAAGAGGCCCAUCGAUGCCCCCCGUGUGGAAAACAAGGCCAGCACUGAACAGCCGAAGCAGAAGGAUCGUCGUCGUAGCAGAGCUAUCAUACCUCCUGUAAUGCAGCAGAAUUCGAGUUUAGAUGAGUCCUGGGUGGAUAAAGUUGUUAGAGGACUAUGGAUGGGCUGGGCAUCUUCUGACAUGCUGAGUUCAGAUCUUCGGAAAGCCAAGAAGGACUAUACUGCUAUCAACCUGUACAGGGUGACCUACACAGGAUACUGGAAGAAGCAGAGGGACAAGAAGAACCUCCUCUGCCAGCUGAAGCAGCACAAACUGCUCAGGACACUGACUGGGUCGGAGGAGCCCUUCGCGAGCCUGGGAUGGCAGAAGCUGGUGCCUCGUCAACCUCUGGAGGAGGCCAUUAGUGGCCCCUACAGGACAUGUGCUGUGGUUUCCUCGGCUGGUGCCAUUCUCAACUCAUCCCUGGGUAGAGAGAUUGAUUCUCACGAUGCCGUGCUUCGUUUCAACGCUGCUCCAACUGAGGGUUAUGAGAAUGAUGUGGGCAGCAAGACCACCAUCCGUGUCAUCAACUCACAGAUUAUGGCUGAUCCACAGCAUAGGUUUGCAGACAGUCAUCUCUAUAAGAAUAUUACACUUGUGGCAUGGGACCCUGGUCCAUAUUCUGGCAACCUCGAAAAGUGGUAUAAGAGCCCAGAUCAUGACCUGUUCACAGCAUAUAUUGAACAUAGGAAGAGAUCUCCAUCACAGCACUUCUACAUCCUGCACCCAGGCUUCCUCUGGAACCUGUGGGACAUUCUUCAGAGCAACACAGAAGAGAACGUCCAUCCCAAUCCACCCUCGUCUGGGUUUAUAGGCAUCAUUCUGAUGAUGAGCAUUUGCAAGAAUCUUGAUGUCUACGAGUUCAUCCCGUCCAAAAGACACACGACUCUGUGCCACUACUACGAACAGUACCAUGACUUUGCCUGCACAUUGGGAGCAUAUCACCCACUGUUUUAUGAGAAGCUCCUCAUCAGAAGAAUGAGCACUGUCUCUUUGGAUGAACUUAAAACAAAGGGCAAGGUCACUCUCCCAGGGUUUAGUCAGAUCAAAUGCACAUGACGACAAGUAUAGUAAAGACGGCAGCAUAAACUCAGAGCUGAUUUAAAAACCACACAAACAGAAAUGACCAAAUUGGAAUACGAAAUAAAUCAGAAGCUACAACACUAUUGUUAAUAUAGGGAAACUGGCAGGGGAAAGUACCUGAGUAGUUGUACUUUGUUUCUAUACUUAAGGAUUAUUUCGGUGUAUUUAUACUUUACUUGAGUAUUAUUUUAUAUUGAGUAUUUGUACUCUUAAUUACAUUUCCAAGAAAAAUGUACAUUCAGAAAGUGUACAUUCCUUACAUUUCUAUUUAGACCUUCAAAGUACUUGUUACAAAUCAUAAAGGUUUCUUCUUCUCAUCCAGCCAAUAUGUAUAAACAUAUGGAGUUUCUCUCUCUAUCCAGCCAAAGCUUAAUGGACACCAGCUGACUCUGCUUGCCAUUAACUGCAGGACUGCUCUGAUUGGCUGCUGGAGGUGGAGCCUGUGGAUAAAGUUGGAGAAGAAACCCAGUUAAGAGAGGCCUUUUGUCUCCAGGCUGGUUGGACUUUGUCUUCUCCUGCCCCAGAACUUUAGCUUGUGUGCUACUGUCUUUGAAGGUUAGGCCGUUGUUGCUUCAGCUAGUGUAGCAGUUGUUGUUCACUAAAGUGGCUAACACCAGCCUGUAUCUGAUCUAUGUUUUAAUAACAAAACUAUAGUCUUAAAUUGUAUGUGUUUCUUUCUUGGAAGCUGUAGGGAGGUGGAUGCCAUUUUUGUUCAUGUCUCUGUUUUCUCCUGUUUUUGGUUAGAGAGGGAGUGAGGUAAGAACUUGUUGAUUUUAAUUUUAUUUUGAAAGCUUAGGAAGAACUCCUUAGUAAGAACUCAGCACAUAUAUAAAAUACACCGAUCAGCCAUAAGAUUAAAACUACUGAGAGGUGAAGUGAAUAACAUUGAUUCUCAUUACAAUGGCACCUGUCAAGGGUGGGAUAUGUUAGGCAGCAAGUAAACAGUCAGUUCUUGAAGUUGAUGUGUUGGAAGCAGGAAAAAAUGUGAUGGCAAGACGACUGGGUCAGAGCAUCUCUAAAAUGGCAGGUCUUGUGGGGUGUUCCCAGUAUGCAGUGGAUAGUACCUACCAAAAGUGGUGCAAGGAAGGACAACCGGUGACCCGGAGACAGGGUCAUGGGUGUCCAAGGCAUACUGAUGUGCGUGGGGAGUGAAGGCUAGCCUGUCUGUUCCGAUCCCACAGAAGAGAUACUGUAGCACAAAUUGCUGAAAAAGUUAAUGCUGGCUAUGAUAGAAAGGUGUCAGAACACACAGUGCAUCGCAGCUUGCUGCGUAUGGGGCUGCGUAGGCGCAUACCGGUCAGAGCUCCCAUGCUGACUGCUGUCCACCGCCAAAAGCGCCUACAAUGGGCACGUGAGCAUCAGAAUUGGACCAUGGAGCCAUGGAAGAAGGUGGCCUGGUCUGCUGAAUCACGUUUUCUUUUACAUCAUGUGGACGGCUGGGUGUGUGUGCAUCGCUUACCUGGGGAAGAGAUGGCACCAGGAUGCACUAUGGUAAGAAGGCAUGCAGGCAGAGGCAGUGUGCUGCUCUGGGCAACAUUCUGCUGGGGAAACCUUGGGUCCUGGCAUUCAUGCGGAUGUUACUUUGAGACGUACUACCUACCAAAACAUUGCUGCAGACCAAGUACACCCCUUCAUGGCAACGGUAUUCCCUAAUGGCAGUGGCCUCUUUCAGCAGGAUAAUGUGCCCUGCCACACUGCAAAAAUUGUUCAGGAAUGGUUUGAGGAACAUGCCAAAGAGUUCAAGGUGUUGACUUGACCUCCAAAUUCUCGAUCAAUCUGAUCCAUGAUGUGCUGGACAAACAAGUCCAAUCCAUGGAGACCCCACCUCACAACUUACAGGACUUAAAGGGUCUGCUGCUUACGUCGGGGUCCCAGACAGCACAGCGCACCUUCAGAGGUCUUGUGGAGUCCAUGCCUUGACGGGUCAGAGCCGUUUGGCAGCACAAGGGGGGCCUACACAAUAUCAAGCAGGUAGUUUUAAUGUUAUAGCUGAUUGGUGUAAGUUUUCAUCUUAGACUGUGCCAUGGCGAGAUUAGUUUUUGCAAGUUCACAGGCUUUGUGAAGACGCUCGCGAUACGAACUGACAUAGUCCAAAACACAAAUAGAUGUGUUACUUUUACCUAUUAACUGUUCCUUUAACAUCUUCAAGGGUCUUUGCACUGUCUGUGCAAACACCAGUUCUGCGGGACUAAAUCCCAGGGAUUCUCUCACAGCAAACAUGAGCAAACGCAAGCCAUCUUCCCAAUCUUUCCUGGUCUCUACAUAGAAGGCACAGAGCAUAGAUUUAAGGGUUUGGUGGAAGCAUUCUAACACUCCUUGCGACUCAGGGAGCUAAAAGCAUUGCACUUGUACAGUCUGCACCUGAUCUGAUUACUUCUAACACUUCAUCAUAUAGCCCUGGGACAUAACAAUAUUUACAUUAACAAAAUUAGAAAAGGCACUGAGACAGACACUGUGGUCCAUAAUGGGCCAUUUCCAAGAGUUCCUGAAAUCAUUAAUUCAUUCAUUUUUCUUUAGUAACCACUUUAUUCAGGUCAUGGUCAUAGUGAACCAAUCCCAAGAACAGUGGGAGUCCUUUGAAUGCCAGUCCUUUGCAGGGCACACACUCAUUCACACCUAGGGGCAACUUACAGUCCCCAGUCCACUUACUGGCAUGUUUUUGGGAGGUGGAAGGAAACCAGAGAACCUGGAGGAAACCAACACAGACAUGAAGAGAACAUGUGAAACCCUGCUGGCAACUCUACCUGCUGGCUCUGCCUUCAUCCUGUUAAGCUGAAUAAACAAAAAGGGACCCAAUUUUAAAGAAAAGGGUGCCGUAUCUUUAUCAUCAUUAGGGGUAAACCACUAUAUGCGACUCGUAUUUAUAUUGAGAAUACACAUUAAUUUACAGUAUUGUAAUUUCAAAAAUGUGUCCUUAUUUCAAGGUAACUGUUGCUCAGGAUUGUACUGUAUGUUUUAUGAUUUAUUACAUUUUAACCACUAUUGGCAUUUAAACAAGGAAAAAUUAAAUUAAAAAGAAUUAAAGAACUUAUUUAUUGUCCACCCUCUGAUAUACUCUUUAAUUUUAGAAUAUUUAACUUGUAUUUUAAAAUGCAUGUCUUGAAGUUCAACCAUUGUUGGUUAAUACAAGGUGUUCAUUUGGUGAUGUAGUUCAGCCUGCUGCAUGAAAUCUGAAGUUUUAUUGUAUGUGUGUUUCUUUUUCUGCUUUUCUAUGUUAAUUGCUAGCAAAUAGCUCCAUUUUUUAAGGGCAACUCAACAUUGGGUUCAAAUUGUGUAUUAAAAUUGUCAGAUUAUCUUUUCAGUUGUUUUUUGUUAACACAAAUCAC
Pangasianodon hypophthalmus (striped catfish) is the source of this 5205-nucleotide messenger RNA. RefSeq names its product ST6 beta-galactosamide alpha-2,6-sialyltranferase 2b (gene st6gal2b). The transcript is spliced from 7 exons. Gene Ontology annotation, molecular function: sialyltransferase activity. Lineage: Eukaryota; Metazoa; Chordata; Actinopteri; Siluriformes; Pangasiidae. The coding region runs from base 611 to 1855 and encodes 414 amino acids. The record is from RefSeq and is a predicted model, not a curated record.